GGCAGGCAAACAGAAGGAGAGAGCGUUGUCAUGUGAUGCUUAGUUCCAAUUUAGACUAGGCUACGUUAAAUAAAUAAAACAAAUGUCAAGAGCGACUUUAAACGGAGACGUACGCUAUAGAGCUCCUCGCAACGGCCAUUGCCGCGCGAAAGAGCGCUCCAGGAGAAGACCGUCAUCGGCCCAAAUCACAUUCGGCACUUGAGGGGGAAGAGGCAAGGCAGAGGAGGAGGAUCUCGAUGACUCACGCGUUGACGUUCCUGUCAUUCAUUUACUGAGGGGGGUUCUUUACCGACCGCAAGCGAGCCGCUAUCCACUGGAGGGCCAGUGCUACCCGGGCGCGGGCACGUUAGGAGGGAUAAAAACUGAGCCAGUAGCUGGAAGCAAGAGGGGGGAAAAUCCCGACCCAGCCUCUGUGAGCAUCACUCUCACGUCGGAUUUACCCGUGAUCACCCAUUCGCGAGCAAGAUGCCGGCUCCCUUCCUGAGGCCCACCUGCUGAACCGGUGAGUGGAAAGUGAGCCAGUGCUGUGUCCAGUGCUGUGUCCAGCCUACAACCCGUUCCCACCCUCCACCGUGUCAGGUCAGUGAGCAGUCAUGACGAAGUCGUACGAGUUCAACUGGCAGCGGAAGUGUCCGGCCUUCCUCCAGGAAGGAGCCACCUUCGACAGAUUCGACGAGGACCCCUUUGUGUUUGAGCCCAGCUGUGUGUGCAAAGUGGACGAGUUUGGCUUCUUCCUCUCAUGGAAGAGUGAUGGCAAGGAAGGGCAGGUCCUGGAGUGUUCCCUCAUCAACAGCAUCCGAGUUGGAACAGUGCCUAAGGACCCAAAGAUCCUGGCAGCACUAGAGGCUGCUGGGAAAACAGAGGCAGAGCUUGAGGGACGCAUCAUCUGUGUGUGUAGCGGAAAUGACCUUGUCAACCUCAACUUCAUGUACAUGGUGUCAGACUCAGCAGAGAUGGCCAAGAAAUGGCUGGAGGGCCUACGGGGAGUCAUUCACAACUUCAAAGCCAACAAUGUGUGCCCCAUGACCUGCCUAAAGAAACACUGGAUGCGGCUGUGCUUCACGACUAACGUGAGUGGAAAGAUUCCAGUCAGAGGCAUCACACGGACAUUUGGCUCGGGGAAGACGGAGAAGGGCAUCUUCCAGGCGCUGAAGGAGUUGGGGUUACCAAGUGGGAAGAACGAUGAAAUCGAACAUUCGGUCUUCACCUACGAAAUCUUCUAUGCCCUCACACAGAAGAUCUGCCCAAGAACGGACAUGGAGGAGCUCUUCAAGAAGAUCAAUGGGGACAAAACUGAUUAUUUAACCGUAGACCAGUUAGUCAGCUUUCUGAAUGACAAUCAGCGAGAUCCUCGCUUGAACGAAAUCUUGUUCCCGUUCUACGACGUGAAGCGUGCCACGCAGAUCCUUGACAAGUACGAGCCGGACGCUGACCUCAAGAAGAAAGGCUGCAUGUCGAGCGAGGGCUUCUGCCGGUACCUGAUGUCGGAUGAGAACGCACCUGUGUUUCUGGACCGGCUGGAGGAGUACCAGGAGAUGGACCAGCCGCUGGGCCACUACCUGAUCAGCUCCUCACACAACACCUAUCUGACCGGACGCCAGUUCGGUGGACGCUCUGCCGUCGAGAUGUACCGCCAGGUGCUACUGUCAGGCUGCAGGUGUGUAGAGUUGGACUGCUGGGAUGGAAAAGGAGAAGAUCAGGAGCCAAUCAUCACCCACGGCAAAGCAAUGUGUACUGACAUCCUCUUUAAGGAUGUCAUCCAGGCAAUCAGGGACACUGCGUUUGUCACGUCUGACUACCCCAUAAUCCUGUCUUUUGAGAACCACUGCAGUAAACCCCAGCAGUACAAGAUGGCCAAGUACUGCGAGGAGAUCUUCGGGGACCUUCUACAGAAACAGCCGCUGGACGAAUUCCCACUUGAACCAGGGCGUCCUCUGCCCUCCCCCGCUGACCUCAAGAGGAAAAUCCUCAUUAAGAACAAACGACUCAAGCCAGAGGUGGAGCAGAAACAGCUGGAAUCCUUUAAGAAGCAUAUGGAGGCAGGAGAGCUACUUAUCCAGGCCAACUUGGAGGACGAAAUUGAGGAGGAGAGUGAAAACACUGAAGGAAAGGAAGGGAAGACUCCCAACAAUAUCUCAUCAGAGGAGCCCAGUGAGAAAAACACGGAGAACAGUGUCAAGAAGGUCCCAGACAAUGAGGCCACAGAGGUUUCCGAGGCGACGGAGGCCACAGACGCAACAGACAUGUCAGAGGCAUCAGACGUUGACAACAACAAGAAGGAGGGGGCUGAGGAUGAAGAGCAGACGGAGUCUACUGAGGACGUCAUUGCCAAAUACACCUACGUGGGGGCCACCACCAACAUCCACCCCCUGCUCUCCUCCAUGGUCAACUACGCCCAGCCAGUCAAGUUCCAAAGCUUCGAUCACGCAGAAGAGAAGAACAUUCACCACAACAUGUCCUCCUUUAACGAGUCGGUGGGCCUGGGCUACCUGAAGACUAAUGCCAUCGAGUUCGUCAACUACAACAAGAGGCAGAUGAGCCGCAUCUAUCCCAAAGGCGGCCGCGUGGACUCCAGCAAUUACAUGCCUCAGAUCUUCUGGAAUGCCGGAUGCCAGAUGGUCUCCCUCAACUUCCAGACGCCAGAUCUGUCCAUGCAGUUGAAUCAGGGGAAGUUUGAGUACAACGGCGCGUGCGGGUACCUGCUGAAGCCGGACUUCAUGCGGCGUUCCGACCGCACAUUUGACCCCUUCUCGGAAACACCAGUGGACGGGGUCAUCGCCGCUACCUGUAGCGUUCAGGUGAUCUCAGGCCAGUUCCUGUCAGACAAAAAGAUCGGUACGUACGUAGAGGUGGACAUGUACGGGUUGCCCACGGACACCAUACGUAAGGAGUUCCGAACGCGCAUGGUCAUGAACAACGGGCUGAACCCUGCAUACAAUGAGGAGCCUUUCAUCUUCAGAAAGGUGAUUCUGCCGGACCUGGCGGUGUUGCGCAUCGCCGUGUACGACGACAGCAACAAGCUGAUUGGCCAGCGCAUCCUGCCCCUGGACGGACUGCAGGCGGGGUAUCGGCACAUCUCCCUCCGCAACGAGGGCAACAAGCCACUCUCGCUCCCCACCAUCUUCUGCAACAUCGUGCUCAAGACCUACGUGCCCGAUGGCUUCGGCGCUUUUGUGGAUGCUCUCUCUGACCCAAAGAAGUUCUUGACCAUAGCAGAAAAGAGAGCAGAUCAGAUGAGGGCUUUGGGUAUUGAAACGAGUGAUAUUGCGGACGUUCCAAACGAGGGCUCUAAAAACGAUAAGAAGGGCAAACAGAGUCAGGCCAAGGCCAACGUCACGCCGCAGGCCAGCUCUGAUAUGUCUCAGAGCUCCAACUCAGCCGCCAACAACGCCAGCGAGAUUAAGAAAGAUCCCUCAGGAUCUGUGCCACAAGUCAGCAUUGAUGACCUCAAACAGAUGAAGACGUACCUGAAGCUCAUGAAGAAGCAGCAGAAGGAGCUCAGCACGCUAAAGAAGAAGCACGCCAAGGACCACAACGCCAUGCAGAAAUCCCACUGCGUCCAGAUGGACAAGAUGAUGGCGCAACACGACAAAGAGAAGUUCACCCUGGAGAAGCUGCUAGAGAAGGCCAUCAAGAAGAAAGGUGAAAACAACUGCCUGGAUCUGAAGAAGGAGACGGAGGCCAAGGUCCAGAGCCUCACCACUGACCACAAAGCAAAGGUGAAAGAGAUCACUGCCCAACACACUAAGGAGUUCUCGGAGCUGCUGGCAUCCCAGAGCACAGAAGAGCAGGGGCUGAAAGAUGCCCACGUCACCCAGCAGUGUGAUCACCUGAGGAAACUCCUCACAGGCAUACAGGAACAGCAGACAGUGCAGCUCAAACUAGUACAUGAGCGGCAGAGCAAGGAGAUGAGGGCCAACCAGGCCAAGACCUCCAUGGAGAACAGCAAGGCCAUCAGCCAAGACAAGUCCAUCAAGAACAAGGCAGAGCGAGAGAGGAGAGUUCGAGAACUCAACAGCAUCAACACCAAGAAGUUCAUGGAGGAGAGAAAACGGCUGGGGAUGAAGCAGUCUAGAGAGCUGGAACUGCUGGAGAAGAAUCAGUCAGAGCAGCGAGAGAAACUGGAGAAAUUCACAGAGCAGCUUUUGAAAUCACACCAUGCAGACUCACAAACUCAAGGCCAAGGACAUCCAGGAGAUGGUGAAGUUGGAAGCGGAGAUGGACCGCAGACCAGCCACGGUGGUGUGAGCUCCGCUCCACCCACUUGACCUCUGACCCGGAGUCUGUACGCCCUCCAUGCCUGUGGCCACUCCCCCUCACCGCCCCUCCC
Molecule: messenger RNA, 4330 nt
Organism: Alosa alosa (allis shad)
Lineage: Eukaryota; Metazoa; Chordata; Actinopteri; Clupeiformes; Clupeidae
Product: 1-phosphatidylinositol 4,5-bisphosphate phosphodiesterase beta-4-like
Exons: 41
Coding region: 594-4268 (1224 amino acids)
Biological process (GO): phosphatidylinositol-mediated signaling; lipid metabolic process
Molecular function (GO): phosphatidylinositol-4,5-bisphosphate phospholipase C activity; calcium ion binding
Source: RefSeq, a predicted model, not a curated record